Molecule: messenger RNA, 6906 nt
Organism: Phlebotomus papatasi
Lineage: Eukaryota; Metazoa; Arthropoda; Insecta; Diptera; Psychodidae
Gene: Cow
Product: proteoglycan Cow
Exons: 11
Coding region: 352-1917 (521 amino acids)
Biological process (GO): establishment of protein localization to extracellular region
Molecular function (GO): protein binding; calcium ion binding
Source: RefSeq, a predicted model, not a curated record
AGUUGAACCGACCGGCUGACGAAAUGUCUGAAAAUCUACAAACUCUGCUGGUACUUGGUCCGUUCUCAUUGCAGUUUCGUGAGUCGGUGCAGGAAGAGUGCGCUCUGAAGUACGGCGCGGGCAUUUUUUUUGGUGUGUUUUCACUUGUCUCUUGAACACCUAUUCCUACGGGAGUUCACGGCCAGAAGUAGCCAAUUUGCGGGUCACUUGUACACGAGAAUCGUGCGGUCAAGUGCAGAGGCCAAGGUAGUGCAGUGCUUGAAUUGAGACUAUCGUCCUUUGCGGAAAACCUACCCUCGAACCUUUUAUCCCUUGUGUGACUACGACGUUGAAAAUAUUCCAUCGUCAGCUAUGAAGUGUUUGUGGGUGUCCGUGGCUAUUUGUCUAGUGCUCUCCAUGGCGAUGGUCAGCGCCAAGAAGAAGAACAAAUACGAGGGAGACUUUGAGUUUGUCGAUGAGGAUGACAAAUCAUCAAUACAGAAACCAACACCAGAGAAAAAGAAAUGGAUACACGAUCCUUCGAGUGACUUAUGUCGACCACUUAACUGCAAGAAAAAGGAGCUUUGCCUCUUGGAAGACGCAUACACAGCAGUAUGUGUCUCGAAGAAAGAACUUCAUCGAAACAGGGAUGAGAUAAUUACGAAAGCAAAAUUGGCUGGUGAUGAUGAUACAAAGAGGAAAUUGGAUCUUGAUAUGGAUGAAUUACAGGAUCAAGAUGACCCUGAAGAGGACAGUUCGCAAGACGAUGAUGUCUUUUACGAUACAACAACAGGAGAUCGGGACGAAGAGAAUUGCAAGCCGUGUCCUGUGACGAAGCCCAUUUUUAUAUGUGGUUCUGACAAUCGAACGUACUCAUCCCUAUGUCGUCUAGACUAUCACAACUGCAUCCAUGCUACAGCCAUCAAAGUUGCGUGCAAGGGCUUCUGUCCGUGCCGUGAUACCAACGAUAUUAAGAAACAGCAGCGAUUGAUAGAUCGUCAGAAUGCACUCAAUGCCAAGUAUAAGUUGACUGUUGAAGGAAAUGGUGGUGAUGACAUUGAUGCUAAAAAGUACAAGGAGGAUAAGAAUCGUCACUUCAAUCACAUAAAUUCUCAGUUUACCUUCACGCCAGAAGAUAUAAAAUACGACAACAAACACUACAAAUAUCUUAAGUACAGUGCAUCAUCCUACAAGAAUGGCAAGGAAAAGGAUUCGUACAACAGAAUGGACGAAAAGCACAAAUAUCGCACAUACAACGAAGUCAUUGAUAAGCCCGGAAGUAAGUCAUCGAAGAAUCCCAACAGCAUUCGUUUUCCCUCAAAGUCCGGUGAGUGCAAGCCACAGCAAUUGACGGCAAUUGGAAAUCGACUUCUCGACUGGUUCUCCGUGAUUAUGGCAGAUAGCAAAAAGCGUCGUCAGCACUCACAGAAAUCUAAGGCACAUUUCCCGCCAGCGUGUAAGAGCGAAGCCAAGUGGAUGUUUGGCCACCUGGACCUGAAUAAUGACGGUCAAUUGACUACUCAAGAGCUGUAUGACCUGGAGCAUGAUCAGAAUGAGCGCUGCAUCAAACCCUUCAUUGACACCUGCGAUCUGGACCAGGAUAGUGCCAUCAAUCCCAGGGAAUGGUGUCGGUGCUUUGAGAAAACAGACCGACCCUGUGCAGCCGUCAGACGACGAAUUGGUGGAGAUCUCUUGGGUGCUUAUGCUCCUGAUUGCGACAUCCAAGGGUUCUACAAACCGACACAGUGCCACAAUUCUGUGGGCGUGUGCUGGUGCGUGGAUAAGCAUGGUGUUGAGUUUGCUAACACUCGCACCCGAGGGAAGCCCAAUUGUGAAGAUGUAAUUAAUAGUGCAGCUUCUUUAACUUCCGACGAUGAGGACGACGAAGACGAUGAUGAUAGUUCUGAAGGAAGUGCAGAUCGUCUUCUUGUGUUCUAAACGAGAGGAUUGGCGUAUUUCUUUUCUUAUUUCUUUCUUUAUAUUUUUAAUUUUGCAGCUGAGACACUCCAAAGAUGUACUCUCAAUGAUGGUAUUACUUAAUGGACAUAUAAAAGAAAAAUACCAAUUUAUUUAGUAGAACAGUGAGAGUGUGAUGAAAUGGAAUCAAUUUUGAAUUGCCUAAACAGACGAAAAAAAGUGGUUGUUUUUUGUAAUAAGCACUCAUCAUCACCAAGAAAACACCAACCAUGUGAGAGUUAGUGAAGCAUUCCAUAUGAAAAAAAAAUCAUCAUUCACUUAGAAAGUUCAUUGAAUAAUUCUGUUCGAUAAGAAUAAUAAUAUAUUUUUCUUUAAAACGAACCCUCUCUCAUAAAAGUCCUGGGAGGUAAAAUGGUAGAAGAUAUGGAAUUCUAUGAGAUUUCACAUGGAUGAAAGUAGAAUUCCCUGGAGCGUGCCAAAUGACAGACAUUCACAAUCUCCUUCCAGAUUGUUGUUGCUUGCAGAAAAUUGCACAAUCCCUGCAGAAAAGAUAUAAAAAGAAGCCAUGAGAGAGAGUAAAUGAUCAACACAGUGUGUUUCGGAAUAAGUGUUGCAGAAAUAGGAAAGGUUCUAGUGGGCAUUUAUAUAAAAAUGUUAAUUUUUUAUGGUUAAUAAAAUAGAAUUUCGAUGGAUCCUUAACCAUUUUAUUGCUCUUCAAGCUAAGUUAGUGAAAGAAUUUUACGUGACUCUCACAGACUUGAGGAUAAAAUCCAACAUGGCUUAAAAGGAUACAGAUUGAGGGUUUAAGUCAUCACCGAAAGACCUUUAUUUUAAAUAUAAUUUAAAUAUUGUAAAUUUCCAGGUUUAGAAAAAAAUCAUUUAGGCGCUAUCCAUAUGCAAUAAUCAAAUAUUUAAUAUCAUAAAACAUUUUAGAUACAUCACGUUCUCUGAUUGGUUAAAGAUUAUAAAUACUCAAAUCGUUAGCCAAUUAGAAUGUGAUAAGAUUUGAAUAUUUAAUAUGUAAUAAUGCCUAAACGUCUAAAUGCCUAGAAGAAGCAGCUAGGCUUUCAACCUCAAAGUCUUAAUCUUAAAGGCGGACUUCGAAGCAUAACUAAUUGUGAAAUACUCGAACCAAUCUGGCCGGACAACUCGAAAUAUCGAAAGGGUGCGUGAAUACGUAGCCAUAGAAUCCAAAGAACAUUUCGGAAACUAUGAGAAGGCACAGUGAAUCCGUGUUGUUUGAGAGAGAACGCUUUAGAAGCCACUGUAAAUGCCUAGCUAACCUAAGGUUUAUGCUUAGAAACCUAAAGUCAACUGUUCUUGAUUAACGAGAAUUCCCAUAAAAUCUUGAGAAUGCAUCGGAACUCAUAGAAAACCCUUGUGAACUAACAAGGAAUGCUUGGGAACUCAGAGUUGGGAAUUCCAAGCACCUUCGGAAAAUCACGGGAAGUCUUCGAAUUUCACGUAAACCCAUGGGAACCUCAGGGAAACCCACCGGUAACGUUCGAGAACACGAUAAAUGUUCAGGAUCCUAUAAACAAAACCUAUGGAAUCAUUCGGUACUAGUGCAGAUGCUUGGUAAACCUUGAAAAUUCAUCAAGAACCUUUUGGAAACCAUAAGAAUACAUUGUGAACCUUUAUGAUUUGAUAAGGAAUAAUCGGUAAGACGGUACCGAAGAUAAAAUCGGUAAGAUCGGUAAUUCUUAGAACGCGCAGUAUGGCACUGUAAAUGGUUAGCAAACCUGGUGAAUCCUCAGAAACCUGAAAUCAAGUACUGAAAAUAAUUUCCGGAAAAUUCUUGAUAAUGCUGUGAGGAACGCUUGGGAACCAUCAGUAAAUGCUCAGGAAUGCAUAGUUAAUCUGGGAUAUCCUUCGGAUCCCACUAAGAAUCUUUGAUUAAACGCAGAGAACUUUUGAGAACCCAAAGGAAAGUCUGAUACCCUUAGAAAUCCAUAGGGAAUACUAGAGAACGUAUCGUAAAUGUUCAAGAAUCUUUCAAAUAAAAACUAGGGAAACCUUAGUAUAUCGACGAAGAUCAUUUGAACGCUCGGUAUGCCACUGUACAUGCUUAGAAGACCUGGAGAAUCAUUAGAAACCCAAGAUUUACUACUAGAAAUUCAGAAAAAUCUCCAGAAAAUCCUUGAUGAAGCAUUAGAACUCAUAGGGGACCCUCGUGAACCUACCUAAUCUGGGAAACCUUUCGGAUCCCACUAAGAAUCUUUGUGGAAACUCAGGGAACUUUUGGGAUCCCAAGAGGCAGUCUAGGGAAUUAAUAGAAACGCACUGACAACCUUGAGAAUCCAAGUGGAAUACUAGAGAGCCUAUGGUAUAUGUUCAAGAACCUUUCAAUAAAAAAACUAGGCCGCCCUUGGUAACUCUCGUAGAAUCCUUGGAAUGCUCGAUAUGGCACUGUAAAUGCUUAACAUACCUGGCGUAUCCUCAGAAACCCAAGAUUAACUACUGUAAAUUCAUGGAAAUCUCCAAGAAAUUCUUGAAGAAGCAUGGAAACUCAUACGAAACCCUUGUGAACCUACCAGGAAUACUCAAGUAUGAACUGUAAAUGCUCAGAAAUGCCUAGUAAAUUUGGGAAACCCAUAGUAUCCGACUAAAAAUCUUUAAAAAGACGUAGAGAACCUUUGAGAACCAGAGAGGAAUACUAGAAAACGCAUCGUAAAUGGUCAAGAACAGUAUAAAAAAAAACUAGGGAACCCUUAGUAACUCGCGGAGGAUCAUUGGAAACCCUUGAAAACUUAUCAAGGAUCUUUAGGAACCCAUCAAAAUACACUGUGAACCCUUGUAAUUUGACAGUUAACGAUCGGUAAGCCACUGCUGGAAAGGUUUAGAAAACCUGGCGAAACCUUAAAAACUCAAGAUGGACUACUAAAAAUUCUUGGAAUUCUCCAAAAAAUUCUCAAAGAACCAUGAAAACUCAUAGGGACACGCUUCGGAAUCAUCAGUAAAUGCUUAGGAAACCUUAGAAAAUCUGAGAAACUCUCUUAAACCGACGAGGAAUCUUCGAGAACCUGCAAAACCUGAUCCUGAGAAAGCGUAAAACCUUCGAGAACUCACGUGUAAAUUUUAAGAAUUCAUAGAAGCGCACUUGAGAACUCAAAGGGAACACUCAAGAACCUUUAAUAUCUCACGAAGAAUUCUUGGAAACUCACAUAGUACCUUUGAAAAUUUGUAGGAACGCAGUGGAAACCUGCGAAACGCUCAUUAGAAAUGAUCGGUUAAGCCAUAGAUUUUAUCCGGAAGCCGGAUAUUCUGAUCUUAUGACUAAUAAAAAAUAAGUUAACCAGUCCUUAAGUCUGUGAGAGUAUUACAAAGUUUAUAGUUAGAACUUUAAAUUUAGCUCUUCACGUAAAUUUCUGAACAGUGCUCACUGAAGUAAUGAAUUAAGAAUAUGCUUUUUUUGGAAAUUUGACACACACAAAAACCUCUGUGCGAAUCGCAUAAUUUCUUAAACAAUUUCAAUAUUCUUAAAGCAUUCUGCCUGAGACAUACUGUGUUUCCCUGAUUUUUCUGCAUUUUAUAUAAUUUUACCUCUACAUCAUCAAGCUCAUGUAAUGUCUGUAUCUAUCUAUACUUACUCUAAAAUAGUGACUAUAAAAUAUUUAUCAUGAGAAAUCGUUCCCCUUUAGUAAUUGUUAGACGUGUCCGUUGUAAUAAUGUUUCUGCUCUUAGUGAAGAAUAAAGAAAAAAGGGAUGUUAAUCGUAUAGAUAAAAGAUUGAGGAAGAGAUUUUUUUUUCAUAAAUUAAUUUUAUCCCUGUAAAAUGUAUGAUAUUGGCAUUUUGUAAUGAGUAAUAAUUAACUUAAGAGUCCCAUUCAUUCUCACACGAAUGUGAGGCAGAAAGCUCUUUUUUAGGACAAAGAAAAAAAUAAUAAUAACAAUUUCUUCCACCAAAUUCAUAAGACAUUUUGUAAACUUAAUGAAAAAAAAAGAAAAAAAACGAAUAGCUAAUUAUUUUCUUAUUAAUUGAAAUGACAAAAAAAGGCAGAUCAUUUGCAUAAUUAUACACAGGCCUAUUUGUAGCGUCAGCGGAAGGAAAAACUCAAUAAAUAUUUAGAAAAUAAAUAUAAAUAUUCAAUGAAGAGGACUACAACAUGUUAAAUGUAGAAGAAUUUAAAGGAAGAAUAGGAUGAAAGGAUGAAUUAUAAAUUAAAACACACAAAUUUAAUGUUUAUAGAGGAAAGAGGGAGUACUAAGAAAAAAAAAUGAAGCAAAAUCUAUUAAUAUGCACUAUUUUGCGGCACUCUUACAUUGAAUCUGUCCACGAGUAAUCUUAUUUUGAAUAAGAGAACGAUAGAGUUUUAAAACUUGUUUCAAAUCGAACUCAUCAUCAGCCAUCCAUUGAAUGCUUAAUAUCAAGAAUAUUUACACAAUAACUUAUAAUCUCUUAUAAUGAUAGUUUAAUGAUUAACGUCUUAGCUCUUAAGGGUAUUAUAAUAGAGAAACUUUUUUGAGAUAAAUGAAAAGAAUGAAGAAAGAGACGAAGAACAUUUGAAUAUGAUAAUAAUGACAUAAAUUAGUACCAGAGUCACUGGAAUGCAUAAAUGAAAAAUUAGCAGAAAGAAACAGAAUCGAAACACUUUUCAAAAAAAAAGAAAAAAAUAAAGUAAAGAAAUUUCUUUAAAUUACCGGAUAAAGACAUUGUGUACUCUAUAGAAGCUUUAUCAAUAAGAACAAUUUAUACUUGAAUUUUUGCAGAUGAUAUCACUGAGAAAUCAUUGCUCUUCUAAGUUAUUUCUCAACAUUUUACCUAUAAUUGCUCCUUAGUUCCAGUACACCCACAAUAUUCAGUCAAAAUGAUUCCCUCCCCCAUACGAUAACAUUUCCCCAAAUAAUUUUCCCCAAUUAUUUCCCGUUAAACUCCCACACGUCUGUGAAAAGAUGUAGAAAUUAAUUAAUGUAAUACGUGUUAAUAUAUUAGUAGCUUAAAUUAUUAUCAUUUUGUUGUUGUAAUACAUUCCAAGAAGAAGUGAAUCAAUAAAUAAAUUCUGAGGUGAAA